AUGAAUAAAUAUAAAAAAGCAUAAAGAAAGGCAGAGCAGAAGAUGUGUACCUUAUCGGAAUGUGUUGUUGCCGUGAGGAAAAUAAUAAAAUAAAUACGCAAAGUUUGAGCCGCGAUUCGAAGACAAGUGAAAUAAACCAGUGCCACCAGGUAUCAUACCACCGAAAAACCAAAACAAACACAGCCCACAAGGAUAUUUGCAACCUGAGUGGCUGAGUCUCGGUUCUGACCUCCGAGGAUCGUCCGAGCGACAGCAAAUAAUGGAAAAUAUUGUCCUAAAAGAAGCAAUAAUCAUGGCCAACAGUAACAAUAUGUGUCGGCUGUGCUUAUCGGCCAACGGGAUUACGGAGCCCAUUUGCUACGACCAGCGUGAUCAGUUUUUGCUGCAGAAAAUCUACGAAUGUACUACGCUUCAGAUAUCGCCCCUGAAUGGCAUUCCCUCCUCGUUGUGCACCAUCUGCAAGACUCGUCUGGAUGAGUUCUACCAGUUCCGGUGGCAGUGCAUCAAGAACGAUGAAAUCAUUCGUCGGAUUGCAGACAACUUCCAAAAGCAGCCAACCGACGUGCAAACGUCACCACCACCGACGACGACGCCACCGUCGGUACCUAGUCAAAAUCCCAAACAGGAAGUAAUUGAUCCACACCCGGGAGGUGGAGAAAUGCAACAAGUUUCUUCAGCGGAUGGUUCUUCGCCUUCCGAGUACAACGCUGGUAGUGAGGAACGAAGAGCGGCGGAUGGACGAGUGACACCAAUCGGCUACGGAGCACAUACCGAACAAGUCAUAGGGGUAAGACCGGAAUCGGGUGGUUACAGUCUGGGGGAACAUGGUCAUCCCAGCCAUAGCCAGUACGUGACUGGCCCGGGCAUGGUCUCGUUUCAUGGUGAACAUUCAGUGGAAGCAUUUCAGUCGGAGAAUAAAUACCCACUGCCGCAUCAAUAUGACUUUUCGGAUUUUCGGAGGAAGCGUGGUCGCCCUCCGAAGCAAAAAUACGAUCAGUAUCACCACCCUAUCGUGAAAUACGGCGAGAAUUCUAUUGAUGAAGCCAAAGCACCGGAGCCUAUGGAAUCGAACGCGAUGGUUCAGGAACCGGAAACUAUUCUUACCUAUGGAGAGGGAACGUCCAGGAGUAGUGAUUACCAACAGGGACCGGUUUACGGCGAAUGGAGUCCCCAAGCGAAGAUUAAAGUGGAGCAGAUAGAUCACCAACAAGUUCGGUACGAUGAACAGCAGCAGCAGAUUUCACCGGAAGUGCAAAAUUUGAAAGUUCCAUCAACGAGUACGGUCCAAACCGUGCUGACACCGGAAGGAUUUGUGAAACGAAGUCGUGGACGACCUCCGCGUGAAGGCGGCUGUCCGAACCAGGAUCGAACGGAGUACCGAUUUCAGUGCCAAUUCUGCGACGCCAGGUUUAAAGCGGCCAUAAAUUUGAAAUUACAUACAAACACACAUACGGGCGAACGGCCGUACAAGUGUCAACUAUGCGAUAAGUCCUUCGCCCAUCCAAGCAAUUUAAGUGUUCAUACAAAGCUCCACACUCAGGAGCGAGUGAAACGGGAAGGUGUUCAAUCGGAGAAGAAGUUCCAAUGUCCCUAUUGUCACACGCUAUUUGCGCUAGCUUUUCAGCUCAAGAUCCACAUUAACACCCACACCGGACAGAAACCGUACGUGUGUAAGAAUUGUGGUAAGGGAUUCGCUCAGCCUAGCAACUUGCAUGUGCACAUAAAGAAGCACUGCCACAAACGAGUUGAGUUUCAUGCUCAGCAGGGCCAAAGUGAGCACCAUCCACCUCCAACACAUCUUCCACCCCAGCAGUUGCACCAUCAACAGCAACAGCACCUACCGCAACAUUAUCAACCCAUCCAUAUGCAGCAUCAUCCAGUGAUUCCACUCUCUUCGCAACCCCAACUACCACCACCGCCACCAUCCUCGCACCAUCAACAGCACUCUCCUCACCUGCAAACUCCCCAUACUUCCGAUCCCAGUGCAGUAAGUCACCCCCCACAACAUACAGUUGAACAUCCUGAACCGGUACCCGAGCAACCUCACCAGCAACUCCAUCAAGAACACCAAGAAACUGGUCCCAGUCACCAGGGACAUGCCAGCAUGGCUAUGGCAUCGGUUAUGUUAGUUUAGAAAAUCGCAAAGUUAUACUCUAUGCACAUGUUUAGUGUGCAAAACUGUUACAAUACAACAGACUAAUCGGAAAAUCAAAAAAUACGAUUGAAAAUAGUGUUCACUUCUUGGUCCAAAUCCAAAUCUGCAUGUAUCUAUUGUAGCGGUAGUUUUCUAGGUUAUAUUGAUUUGAAGAUGAUUAUCUGUUUUCGACGUACUAUUAUUGCAGCUAACAGCUAGGAUGUAGGAAUAACAUAUUAAUUUCUCUAUAUUUACAAUUCUACAAUUUGUUGAACAAAUAAUAAAUAACAAAACAG
This is a messenger RNA of Ochlerotatus camptorhynchus, 2430 nucleotides long. Its product is annotated as zinc finger protein 768-like. Gene Ontology annotation, biological process: regulation of DNA-templated transcription. Bases 260 to 2134 code for a protein of 624 amino acids. The transcript is spliced from 3 exons. Gene Ontology annotation, cellular component: nucleus. Lineage: Eukaryota; Metazoa; Arthropoda; Insecta; Diptera; Culicidae. The record is from RefSeq and is a predicted model, not a curated record. Gene Ontology annotation, molecular function: RNA polymerase II cis-regulatory region sequence-specific DNA binding; zinc ion binding; DNA-binding transcription factor activity, RNA polymerase II-specific.